Messenger RNA from Anopheles nili, 2532 nucleotides. RefSeq lists its product as uncharacterized. Lineage: Eukaryota; Metazoa; Arthropoda; Insecta; Diptera; Culicidae. The transcript has 4 exons. The coding region runs from base 1 to 2532 and encodes 843 amino acids. The record is from RefSeq and is a predicted model, not a curated record.
AUGCCUAAACCGGAUGUUGAGGUUUCAAAUUCGGAUAGUUCAUCACACCAAGUGGUUCGAUAUCAACACUUGAUCAAUAAUUCACCUAACAGCAACUAUUUUGUAUAUUACACGGAUAAUAUUGUUGACAAUACGAAACAACAUUUCAUCGACAGUUACAGUUCACAUAAUAACGACCCAGUCCCUGAACUAGCUGCGUACAGUCCGAGCUCUAUUCCUAUCCAACUAGUUACACUAGUUCAAUCGUCGAUAGAAAAUGCAGAAAUACAACAGAAGCAGCAGUUUGAAACACAGUAUCAAGAAAUUGAAGAACAUUUGAAGCUUGAGGAUGACAAAAAGAAUGGCAAUGGAACGGUUAUUCAAAAUUUUGUUACUAGUUUUUCGAAUUUAGUAAACGAAACUAGUGCCGCAGAUAUAGAUAAUGUUCAGGAAAGCAUGGUUGAGGAUAACAAGAAUGUUAUUGCAUCAAAUGUGCCGUUAGAAGACAGUUUAACGAAUGAAAGUCGUCACAUAAUAAAUAAUGUGACGCUAGAUAGUUUUGAUAGCCCUAUUAUCGUCCGUGAUAAUGAUGCCGCAGAAUCAGAGGAUAUUCGUAGCCAGCAUAUUGGAAAAGGAUUGUAUAAUAGAUCGUCGUUAAAACAAUUGAACGUAGAAAUAUUGGGAGAUUCCGAUGAUCAUAACAAUGGACAGUUCUUGAAAGAGAAAACUAUUUACACAAGCAAAGUGCCAACCGAUCCUUGUGAUAAUGACGGCAAUGGACAUGGCGUGUUGAUUACUAAACAAGUAUAUACUACAAUCAAACCAGUAACGAUAACACAUCUUAGAGAAUCAACAGCUGCGCGUUUAAACACAAGGUACGAGAAAACUCAACGAAUUGAAAUCGCCCCAUCUACGACACCACGAAAUAUAGCAACUGGUAUGCCCAGUCAUAAGAACUCCGCAUCACCUGGUUAUCUGGCACCAAUUCAAGCUGGUUUGCGCCUGUCUAACGAUAAUAAAUCACAUUCAUUGGACGACUGUUUUGACGCGGUAGCCUCCUUGGACGAACACACUUUAGUUAAAGUACAAAAAAACAAAAACAUUAAGAAUAUCUUGAUAAAUCAGGAAUCGACAAAACUACCACAAUUUGGUGCAAGAACUAAAACCGUGCAGCAACCUGUACAUGUUGAAAAACCUAUUGAAAGAAUCGUUAAGCAGCCGCUGUUUAUAGAAAAACCAGUGGAACGAAUUAUGAAGCAACCUAUACAUGUUGGGCAAGGUAUUAAGCAGACUGUGCAGCAGCCUGUAUACUUUGAGAAACAAGUCAAUCGAAUCAUACCACAGCCGGUUUUAGUUGAAAAAGUAGUACCAAUUGCUGUGGAAAGGAUUGUAGAAAAACCUAUCCACCAUACUCAUCAUGUAGAUCGACCGGUUCCGGUAGCGCACCAUUUGGCAGUUCAUGUUCCCGUAGCUAAAGUUAUCGAGAAACCAGUGCCAGUCGAAAAAAUAGUAACACACGAAGUAAAGGUUCCAUAUCCCGUAACGCACGUCGUUGAUCGACCAGGAGCAGUGGAGAAGAUUGUUGAAAAGCCUGUACUGGUUGAAGUUCCACGGUACGUUGAUCGACCGUAUCCUGUCGAGAAGGUGGUAGAACGUCCGUAUCCAGUGGAAGUUCCUAUUGAAAAGAUUAUCGAGAAGGUGGUUGAUCGGCCGGUCGAAGUGGAGCGAGUUGUUGAAAAGCAAGUUCAGGUUCCAGUUCCAGUGACGGUGGAAAAGGUUGUUGAAAAGAUUGUUAAUCAUCCAGUACCAUAUACAGUGGAAAAAAUAAUUGAUCGACCAUAUCCUGUGGAAAAGAUAGUUGAAAAAAUUGUUGAUAGACCCUUCCCCGUACAAGUUCCAGUCGAGGUUCCAUUUCAUGUGCCGGUUCAUUAUCCUGUUGAGGUUCCUAUUGCCAUUCCAAUACCGUUUACAGUGGAAAAAUAUAUAACGCUAACCGUACCCGAGCCGAAACCGACUCAUUCAAUUAUUAAGACUGUUCACCAUGAGCAUAUUGAUUUGGGAAAGCUUUUGUUGCAAAAGAAGAAACAUUUCGUUGAUCACUUUUUCCCAAAAUCUCAACGUCACCAAAAAGUUGCUGUGUUGGAGACACCGGCUAAGCAUGUGUUCCAGACAAGUCGUCGUUUUCAUCAAGGCGAUUUGCAUUUUGGAGCCUCUGUGUCAUCUCCACUACUAGUUGAUGAUAAUCAUCUGAAUAUUCAUUCACAUUUCUUAACUGAAAACCCGAGUCCGGUGUUUGCUGUUCUUCCCCCCUCUAAUGGUUACACUGGAAACUUUGGCUACCUACACAAUGAACCAAUUGUAAAGGAUGAUUACGUAGGCCCGACACCAUUGUUAGAGGAUCACUGGGCAGUUAAGACCGAUGUAAAGAUUCGUCGAAGCCCUGGUUAUGGCAAGAGUCUUCAUAUCGAGUAUGGAGGAUUUAAACCACCACUAGUACCCUCUGUGGAAAUUGACGAGCAUGGAAUUCCAGUGCACAAAAAUGAUAGGAUAUAA